Messenger RNA from Eurytemora carolleeae, 1048 nucleotides. RefSeq lists its product as uncharacterized. The record is from RefSeq and is a predicted model, not a curated record. The transcript has 6 exons. NCBI's taxonomy places the organism in Eukaryota, Metazoa, Arthropoda, Copepoda, Calanoida, Temoridae. Bases 42 to 746 code for a protein of 234 amino acids.
AAACAGCUAGUCUCCUCAAAUCUAUAGUGUGGAGUGUAAUAAUGCGGGAAAACAACUCGGUUUUUUCAAAUCCUGAUCUAGCAAAUUUUCAGGAAGAGGAACUGUUCUACGGAUUUGAGGAGAACAGUUCCCACGAGGUUCUACACCCUACUGAGUCCUUGAUAGACCCUGAGGAAGGCGGGAUACUUCUUGUUGUUCUCCUUCUAUGGAUUGGAUCUAUAGCGCUGUUUAUAAACAGGUGGAGUAAAUUUAGUCGUCUGGAGCCACAUUUACCAUUCUAUCAACCAGAGCCCCCUAUACUUCAGGACAUAGGAGAUCAUAGAUCCAGUUUGAUAUCCGAGUGUACAUUGUAUCAGACUAGGCGAAUGUCUAGGGUAUCACAGAUGGCGUAUGAGCAGCAUCGAAUCAAGUACAGUAAACAAGCUACAAAUAAACAGAUAAACAGGUUCCAGACCAAAUAUACACGAAGAAAAUCUAGUCCUUUGCCUGAUGUAUCAGCAUUAAUCAAAGAUGGUGGUUCUAACAGACGGCAAUCCAUUGCCCACAUAUACUCUGGAAAUCCAAAUAGAGUCCGCACAAGUGUAGUUCCAGUUUCUACCGCCAGGAAACAAAGUGCGCACAACGGAAACGCGUCCAUGUUGUGUGAAACGAAGAGAAGCAAUUCUAUGGGGAACUUUAAAUCAUUUCUGCAUCAGAAAAAAUCGCAUAGUUUUGCUGAUAUUCUACUGGAGGUUGCUGAGGUUUAGCUACCUUUAGUCCAUGGAGUAAUAAAGGUGGGGCCAGGUGUCGGGGGAUAUUUGGGAAUAAAAUAAAAUACAGGGUGUCUCCAAAAGCAUGCACAUCCUAGUUCGAUUUUUGUUUCAAACAUUUUCUACAUCUACAUUUACGCAACGUUUCCAAAAGAUGAAAACUAAUAAGAGAAGUCUGCAGCACAAAUAUUAAAGAAGUCUUGACAGAUUGAAGUUUGUCAUUUUGGUUUGGUUGAAAAUUUUAUAUUGACAAUGAUUAUUGAGAUAAUUAAUAUUAAAAGUAAAAGAAAAACUUGAUU